Messenger RNA from Ipomoea triloba (trilobed morning glory), 3092 nucleotides. RefSeq lists its product as uncharacterized. Bases 428 to 2746 code for a protein of 772 amino acids. The record is from RefSeq and is a predicted model, not a curated record. Lineage: Eukaryota; Viridiplantae; Streptophyta; Magnoliopsida; Solanales; Convolvulaceae. The transcript has 3 exons.
UUCCAAUUAUUUUUAUAUUUAUAUUUUUAUUAUUUUUAAAGGCAGCAAACUACUGUUCGCCGUUUAGUUGGAGUAAUAGUAGAAAUCUUGCCCAAAAAUACUUUACCAAUCGGCGUUUUCCGACCAGGUCUCUCGCCGUUCACCGCCGUUAGCUGCCGGAGCGUAUUUCUAAGAUCCUCAACUUUGUUAUAUUGCUGGAUAACUUCACAGAUGUGCCCUAGCGCGGAUUGCUCGGCGUGAAAAGCGAAGAUCUAGAUAGUUGCAGCAGUGUCGGGGACGGCGCUUCUUUUGAUCAGCGUCUGGUCUGAUUUAAUUCGAUAACUGGUUUUGCUUAAUCGGAGACUGGGCUUAGUGGGCUUCAACUUACCCCAAUGAGCUGCCUAUAACUAUCUUUCCGCAUAUCUGUUUUGAGUUCCGGAUUUUUGUGAUGGAGGUGAACAUAGAGGAAGCGCUUAAAGCUAAGGCAGAUGCUGAGAAGAGAUUUGCUGACAAGGACUUUGUGGGUGCAAAGAGUUCUGCUUUGAAAGCUGAAAAGCUAUGUCCUGAUUUAGAGGGAAUAGCUCAAAUGGUGUUGACAUUUGGAGUUUAUUCUGCUGCUGAGAUGAAAAUUAAUGGAGAGGUUGACUUCUAUUCGGUCUUAGGAUUGGACCCAUCUGCAGACAAGGCUAAAGUUAAAAAACAAUACAAAAAGAUGGCUGUUUUACUUCACCCUGACAAAAACAAAAGCAUUGGAGCUGACGGUGCAUUCAAGCUUGUUUCUGAAGCAUGGACGGUACUAUCUGAUGUUGCUAAAAAAAGCUCUUAUGACCACAGGAGAAAUAUAUCUUCCAUGCACACUGCUUCUGCUGCCUCUCACAGCAGACUUGAUACCUUUUGGACUGUGUGUACCUCUUGUCACGUUCAGUAUGAGUAUCUAAGAAAGUAUGUUAACAAAAGACUUUCUUGCAAGAAUUGCCGUGGUGUUUUUAUCGCUGUUGAAACAGGAUUGGCCCCGGUGAAUGGCUCCUAUCAGUAUUGCUCCUGGUCCUAUGUGCCUGAAAAUGGAUAUGGAAGCCAUGGAUGUGGUGUCACGCAUGCUUCAACCGCAUCUAUAUAUUGUGCAAAUAAUGGGGUCUCAGGACAUCAUACCAAACAUGGUUCAGAGUAUGCUUCCAAUUUUACUUUUCAGUGGAGCACCCUCCCCGGAAAUUCUGCUGGAGUCAUAGAUCCUAGUGGAAUUUCUUCUUCUGGCUCGGUAACCCAAAGUGCAAACCGAAAGGGUGCUAGACAAAGAGCCAAUGGGAAACAGCAAAUGGAAAAAGUUGUCAAUGGAUUUACCAUUUAUAAUGAACAGCCUGUGAGCAAGCCUGGAAGGCCUGCUAAGAGGAGGAAAGUUGAACCCGGGAAUACUUAUGGCAAUAAUAACUGUGAAGUGCCUCCUAAGACUGAAGUAGAAGUGAAAAUUUCCAAUGAAAAUGGGAAUCCAAAACAUAAUUCUAAGCUUUCUACUGCAAAUGAGAAUUCAACCAGGCGUAGCUUGUCUGUGCCUACAAUUGAUACUAGAAAGUUGUUAAUUGACAAGGCAAGAACUGUAAUCUGUAAGAAACUGGAAGAGAUGAAGUUGGCUUCUGAAGCGGCUGCUGCUGCUGCUGAGAUGGAAAAGAAGAAAAAGGCACUUGCUGGAAUUGAAGAGUGCAGCGAAAAACCUAAAAAAGCAGGUUUGGGCAAUGCAGGGCAUCAAUCAGAGCCAAGAAAAACAGUGUCCAUGGCAAUAACUGUACCAGAUUCUGACUUCCAUGAUUUUGACAAGGAUAGAGCAGAGGAAUGCUUUAAGCCAAAACAAAUAUGGGCUUUGUAUGAUGAGGAAGAUGGAAUGCCCCGCUUGUAUUGUCUGAUUCGCCAAGUUAUCUCUGUUAAACCAUUCAAGAUUCAUAUCAGCUACUUAAGCUCCAAAUCAGAUAGCGAAUUUGGGUCAGUGAAUUGGUUGUGUUCUGGUUUUACCAAAUCCUGUGGACAUUUUAGGGCAUUUAACUCAGAAACAGUUGAGCAGGUCAACAUCUUCUCUCACCUUCUCAGCAAGGAAAAGGCUGGUAGGGGAGGUUGUGUUAGAAUCUUCCCAAAAACUGGGGAUAUUUGGGCUGUAUAUCGAAACUGGUCAUCAGAUUGGAAUAGAGCAACCCCAGAUGAAGUGAGGCACCAGUAUGAGAUGGUGGAGAUUCUUGAUGGAUAUUCUGAAGAGUUUGGUGUGCGUGUUGCCCCUUUGAUAAAAUUAGGCAGGUUCAAGACAGUUUACAGAAGGAACUCAGACCAGGGGGCCAGUCGGUGGAUUCCAAAAAGAGAGAUGUUGCGAUUUUCACACAUGGUUCCUUCUUGUUUACUGAAAGAAGGUCCUAACCUGCCAGAUGGAUGCUGGGAUCUUGACCCUGCUGCAACCCCAGAAGAACUUCUCCAGGGAGCAAAUCAUGUAGAGGAUGAAAGUCAUGCCGGAAACAAUGCAGAUGAACAUUCCAAGAAUAAAAUAGAACACAGGGCUGAAGCAGAAAGCACAGUACUUCCAGGUAAGUCUCAUGAAUCUGUUAGUGGAGUGCAGGUUCAAGAUAUCCCAAACCAAGCACAAAACCCUCCUGAACCUCCUCCUGGGUUUCCUGUCGUCUCAAAUCAAGCACAAAACCCUCCCGAACCUCCUCCUGGGUUUCCUGUCGUCAUAACAGACAUUCAAAACAGAAAAGAGGCUUGCCAGACACAAAUUUUCAGCUCGAGAGUGUAACCUCAACCUCCUAGGUGAGGAAGGGAAUGAUAUGAUGAAGAAGAAAUAGAAGAUUUGAGUUGGAAGGUCCCAUUGUCACCACUGUUCUAACAGCAUUGAGAUUCAAUUUGUACAGAUUUAAACAAAGCCAAGGAAGAAAUGUUGAGACAUUUAGAUAGCUGGGAGGAUCAGAAUUGAUCCGUAACAUAUAGGACCAAUUGUUGUAGGCGGCUCUUAAUCUGUUUCCAGUCAUCUGUAAUAGUAAUUUAGAUUUAUGGACGGACGGACGGACGGACGGACUCCUUUUGUUAGAUCUCAAUUAUUUAUCAUAGAGAAUGAACCCCCAUAGAUUCAGGCUUUUACUUCA